Pygocentrus nattereri (red-bellied piranha) is the source of this 5170-nucleotide messenger RNA. RefSeq names its product synaptotagmin-like 5 (gene sytl5). Gene Ontology annotation, cellular component: plasma membrane; exocytic vesicle. Bases 350 to 2419 code for a protein of 689 amino acids. Gene Ontology annotation, molecular function: small GTPase binding; phospholipid binding; neurexin family protein binding. NCBI's taxonomy places the organism in Eukaryota, Metazoa, Chordata, Actinopteri, Characiformes, Serrasalmidae. The transcript has 17 exons. The record is from RefSeq and is a predicted model, not a curated record. Gene Ontology annotation, biological process: exocytosis; intracellular protein transport.
CGAGCCUCCGCCCCCGCAUUGAGCCUCUCGGAUGGUGGAGUUGUCUCCUUAACCCAACAGUAUUCACAGUAUCCACUCAGUCACACACAGGUUUGCACUUAAUUACACGCAGAGCAGUGCUGCCUUUUGGUGAUGUCUCCACGUAUAACGACGUAAAGGACGGCCGUCGAGAAUGGCUACAGACUUCUGCAGGUGAAAAUUUGUACAGAGACAAGGACCAAUUUUCAAUUGACAUUCAACCAGUUGCAGAAGCUUCAGGAUGAGUCACCUGAUCUAAAGGCCUUGCUAAGCCAUGGAGUGACUUUGAACACUUGGUGUUUAUGUGGCGUGACCAAACAUCUGAACUGUCAUGGCCAAGACAACAGAGGUUCUCAACCUGUCCUUCCUCCUGGAACAUGAGCGGGAGAUGAUCCUCAGUGUUCUACAGAAAGAUGAGAAACUCCGCAAGCGAGAGGAAAAGCGAAUACGGAAGCUGAAGAAUGAACUUCUGGAGCUGAAGCGAGGUGGCCGGCGCAGCAACCCAGAACAGCGUGAGUGUGGUGUGUGUCUGCGUGCUCUUGGCCUCAUAGUGCAGAGGGGAAAUGUAUGUGCUGACUGCCAACGCCGUGUUUGCAGCUUCUGCACAGCUGUGUCCCUGAACAGCAGUCACUUCAUGUGCACUGUCUGCGCCAAGACAGCAGAGCUAAAGGUGGUCACAGGAGAGUGGUUUCUAGAGGAACGAGCCAAACGCUUUGAGCGCAUGAAUGCUUCAAGCAGCGACGUGAUAAAACAGUCCAUCCUUAACAGUCCACCGGAUGGAAGUUCUGCCCAGAGGAAGUUUUCCCCAUCAGGUCUCGAUGGGACUGCCAUUGAGCGGUCAGCCACACCCCAGUCUGAGAAGAGUAUGGGGUGGAGCAUAGGCAAGAAGAAAGUGACAAACGCACUAGCUGUAGAGUCAUCAGGGCUACCAACCACACCUAACAACAUGCGCUUCCAACCAGGCCGAUCACCAACUGAAGGGAGGAAAGGGCCUGAUGGGGCUGAAAGUGUCUCCAGUCAUUUUAGUAGUGACAGUAUUCCAGAUAUGAUCUACGGUGGGCGGAACCAAACAGAUUCAGUUACACCCUCAAUCGCCGUGUCCAGAGCUUCACUCUCAUCAGAUCGCAGUCGCUCUGAAGUUGACCUCAGUAAUCCAGGGGAGGAGUUUGCAAAUGACUCUCUGCAUAGUCGCUGUCGCUCGGUUCCAGGUCUCAAUGAUGCAGACUCAGAUGAGGACAUUGAUGCCUUGCUGUCUGCCCAUUACAAAACCAACCGCAGUGUCAGCAGUGCUCAGUCUGUGUCUUCCACUCCAGGCUCAGUGCGAAAGUGGGGCUACCUUAAUGUACCCGACUCAGAUGCAGAGACUAGCAGUCUGAACAGUAUGAUGAGUGUGUACAGCGAGACAGGUGACUAUGGCAAUGCACACGUUUCUGGAGAGAUCCUGCUCAACAUCUCCUACAGCUACAAAACAGGAGCACUCAAUGUUCUAGUGCGUGAGUGCCGCUGCCUAGCAACCGGAGAUGAGAAGAGGCAGCGCACUGACCCAUAUGUCAAAACAUAUCUUUUACCAGAUAAGUCCCGUCAGAGCAAACGAAAAACCAGCAUCAAAAGCAACACGACCAAUCCAGUGUUCAACGAAAACUUGAGGUAUGUGGUGAGUCACUCUCAGCUGGAGACACGCACUCUGCAGGUAUCUGUGUGGCAUCAUGACCGCUUCAGACACAACAGCUUCCUGGGAGAGACAGAGCUGACUUUUGACUCCUGGGAGUUUGACACUCAGAUAGAGGAGUGGUUUGCCCUGCAGCCCAGGGCUGAGUGCUCUGCAGACUCUAUAAUGCAGUAUAAAGGAGAGCUGACUCUGGUUUUGAAGUACAUUCCUGCAGAAAGAAAUCUUUCACUGCCCCUGGACCAAGUACAAGUGAAAAAGGGAUUUCUGAAAGGGAAGAAGAGUGUCACUCUGCCAAAAGGAGGAAUGGUAGAGCUGCUGGUUAAAGAAGCCAAGAACUUGACAGCUGUCAAAUCAGGUUCUUCUGAUCCUUUCGUGAAAGGGUACCUACUGCCUGAUGACAAGAAAAGCACAAAGCACAAGACUGCUGUGGUGAGGCGUUCAGUGAAUCCACGCUGGAACCACACCUUUACCUACUGUGGCCUCCAGCACAGCGACCUGGACAGUGUGUGUCUAGAGCUCACAGUCUGGGACAAGGAGCCGCUUGCCAGCAAUGUCUUCCUGGGAGGAGUCCGUCUAGGAGCUGGAACUGGUCUGAGCUAUGGGACGGAGGUGGACUGGAAUGAUUCGUACGGGGAUGAGCAGCGAGUGUGGCAGCGCAUGAUUGACAACCCUGAGGUUCCUCAGGAGUGCACACUGAUGCUGAGGUCCAGCAUGGCCAAGAGAAAGUCAUAGAGGGGGCUGAGGGAGGAUAGCAACUUAUCUUGCAAUACUCAUCAAAACUUAAUGCCCCUCAUCACCUUUAAAAAAAGUGUCCUUUGCCUACACAGGUAGAAACAGCAUUACCACACACUCCUGCACACACAUAUGUAGAUUGUAUUUGUCCUCUAGACCAGCUGUGAUCACUUAUUACGUCUUUAUACACAGAUUGACACCUACAAAUAUGACCACACACUGUCUUAUUGUCUGCUUAACUCACAUACAGCCCUGCAUUUUGCUACUAAACAUCCAUUACACAUGAACAAAAAUCCAAUAUACUAAUACGCACCACAUAGUACAACAAUCCAAUGGCUGUAGACAGCACAAAGCAAUCCUAAAAAGAGCACAUAAUCUAAAGUCACAAUCAGCUUUGAAAAACAAUAUCAAAACUAUACUCCUCAUGAGAGCUCACACAUACUGUACAUUUAUGAGGGUACAACAUUUCCAGGCUUGCACAAAGCAUUCCAUUCAGUGCAAGUACACAAAAAUGCACUUUCAUUACCACUCAACAAUAGACACAGAAAAAGCCAGUUGUGCUUUGAGCCUGAAUGUAGAGAAUUUCUGCAGAUUUAGUGUGAGGAGUCUAUUUUCAUGUGCUGUUGUAGCGAUAAGACUGAAAUCAAUCACACCUCACUGAACUUAUCCACUUCCAGCCCUGUAUGCCUGAGGGAGUGUUCAUGAACUGAUCAGACCGUUCUUGUGUUCAGAGGCAGCCAACCAGAAUGAUUCCUGUCUUGGGUGUUUAAUUUUUAUAAUGCUCAAAGCCAGAGAGAUCACAAGAUGGAAUUGGGAAUGUGUGGAUGCCUUAGUAAAAAACUUGGAGACACUUGCACAAUGCACACAUGCACACAGUUAGUAAGUAAGUAAGUAAAUUUUAUUUAUAUAGCACAUUUAAAACCAAAGUGCUUCACAAUAAAAGGAAAACAAAAAGAAUUCCCACCUUCCGAACACCACUAUCAUACCAUGUACAGACCUGAUCACACAGCAAUGUGCACACAACAAUGUAUAGACCUCAGUCCACAGAUCAACGACUGCUAAACGCUAAUUGAUAAAAAUGUGUUUUAAGCUUUACUUUAAAACCAGUCACAGAUGACGCAUGCUUGAUGUCACUUGGAAGGCUGUUCCAAAUUCUUGGUGCAGAAACAGCAAAAGCACGAUCCCCUUUUUGUUUAAAACGAGAUCAUGGAACAAUUAAGAGUUUUUGAGAUGCAGACCUUAAAGAUCUUGAGGGUGCAUAUAUACAAAGCAUGUCCUCAACAUAUGCAGGUGCCUGACCAUUCAAAGCUUUAAAAAACAUCAAUGCCAUUUUAUAUUGGAUUCUGUAAUGCACUGGGAGCCAGUGUAAAGAUGCUAAAAUUGGAGUAAUGUGCUCUCUUUUCUUUGUACCAGUUAAUAUUCUGGCCGCAGCAUUUUGAACUAGUUGUAAAUGAGCCAGAGAUGCUUUGCUAAUUCCAAAAUACAGUGCAUUACAGUAAUCCAGUCUAGAUGUCACAAAGGCAUGAAUAAUUUUUUCCAAAUCUGGGGCAUUAAGAAAUUAUUUUAUCCUGGAGAUUGUCCUAAGCUGGAAGAAACUGGCCUUGACUGCUGCAUUUACUUGCUUAUCGAAUUUUAAUUCAGCAUCAAAAAUGACCCCAAGGUUUUUAACUUGAGUUUUUAUAAAGGGGGUUAAGAAACCCAGAUUUUCUUUCAAACUCUUGGUUACUGUGGGGGGACCAAAUAAAAUAACCUCUGUUUUAUUAUCAUUCAGUUGAAGAAAACUCUGGGUCAUCCAACACUUGAUAUCCAUGAUACAUUCAUUGAGUCUUCCUAAAGAGUAAUGAUUUCCAAGGUUUAAAGGUAAAUAUAGUUGUAAAUCAUCUGCAUAACAGUGAAAUGAGAUGUUAUGUUUAAUAAUUUGAAUAAAAUAAUGAAUAAUUUGGCCUAGGGGGAGCAUGUAUAGCGAAAAAAGCACAGGGCCUAAAAUGGACCCUUGUGGAACCCCAGAUGUCAUGGCCGCAGAUGAAGAGAAGUAUUUCCCAAUGUUUACAGAAAAAGUUCUACACUUAAUAUAAGAGAUAAACCAAUUUAGAGCCAAACACUUGACCCCAACACAGUGUUCCAAACGCUCAAUGAGUAUAUCAUGAUCAACAGUGUCAAAUGCAGCACUCAAGUCCAGCAAGACCAGGACAGAACAAUCACCAGAAUCAGCAUUAAGUAAAAGAUCAUUAGUCACUUUUAAAAGAGCAGACUCAGUACUGUGCAAUGCCCUAAACCCCGACUGAAAAGUUUCAUAAAUGUUAUUACAGUUCACACACUUUUGAAGAACAGCACAGUGGCAUCCUUUGCUCUGAAAUAUGAGCUGAGUUCUAGAAAAUGCCCAAGCGUACAUUCUCCAGGUGUAGUGUCACUGUGAGGAUAAUGAGGAUUUCAGGAAGCAACUCAUUCUUUUUUGUAACCCUACAUUCCUGUCUCCAAUAGAUAGCUUUAAAACACCAUGUGGUGUCACCUUUAAUGUAUAACAGGUGUUGCAAUCCAUGUGCAGUGUUUUUCAAGCUUUCUUCAGAGAAAAAUAUGAACUCUCUUUGUUAAAUGUUUGAACUGUAUUGUGCUUUUCUUGCCUGACUGUAAACGAGUUAAAGUCUCAGCAUGUUGAGUGUUUCUGUGUACUUCAUCUUCUAUGAGCAGGGAGACUUUAGACAUAUACCUUCAGUCACCCUUAUGCAGGAAAGAAUAAAUUCUCUAUUAUAA